CAAAUAUAUGGUUUACAAGAUUUUAAGUUUACAGCGCUAAACUGCUAAUAUUAUUAAUCAAUCACUUAAUCAGUAAAAUAAUUUAGUUAAAACGUGUAGUUAUAAGUGAAUAAACUCACACAGCAUGGCAGACGUUAGAGAUAUUAUGGAGUUGGAGAGACCCUCCACUCCAGAGGUUACAAGAGAAACUUUUUUAGGGAACGAUAAAUUGAAGAAAAGGGCUUCUACGGGUCCCAAGGUAUCAAAACGACCAGAAGGAAUGCACCGGGAAGUGUUUGCAUUAUUGUACAAUGAUAAUAAAGAUGCUCCUCCGCUAUUUUCUUCUGAUACAAUUGGAAACAAUGGUUAUAAACAGACAAAAAUCAAAUUGGGAAUGAGGAAGCCCAGGAAGUGGAAAUGGAUGCCUUUUACCAAUCCUGGUCGAUCAGAUAAUGCGACUUUUUACCACUGGAGAAGGCCAUCAGAUGAACCAAAGGAAUAUCCGUUUGCUAAGUUUAAUAAGGUAAUUGAAGUAGUUAAGUAUACAGAACAAGAGUACAACACUCAUUUAAAAUGUGAUACUUGGACAAAAGAAGAAACUGAUCACUUAAUAGACCUUGCAAAGAGAUUCGAUCUAAGAUUUAUUGUAAUGGCUGACAGAUAUGAUACUGAAAAAUACCCGAAAAGGACUGUAGAAGAUUUAAAACAAAGAUAUUACAAAAUUUGUGGUAUUUUAUCCAAGCUGAAUGGAGAAAAGAAAAUUUAUACUUAUGAUGCGGACCACGAACGAAGAAGAAAAGAACAGUUAAAGAAAUUGUAUGAAAGGAAACCUGAACAGAUAGAAGAAGAACAAUUUCUACUGGGAGAACUUAAAAAGAUCGAAGCCCGCAAGAAGGAGAGGGAAAGGAAGACUCAGGACCUACAGAAACUCAUCAGCCAGGCUGAUAGUCAGAAUGAUACUCCCAGAAGGAAUGACAAGAAGCUGCCCAAGAAGAAAAUUGCCAAUCCAACGAGACCUUCCAGAGUCGAUACAAAUCAUAUUUUGCAGGCUAUAGAAAGCGCAGGCAUCAAAUUUCCAGAUUAUAAAAACAGCGGCGUCUCUUUGAGAUCUCAGCGGAUGAAAUUGCCAGCAAAUGUCGGACAGAAAAAAUCCAAAGGAGUCGAACAAAUUCUACAAGAUAUGGGAUUGGAAUUAAAUCCUACUCCAUCGGAGGAUAUAUGUCAGCAUUUCAAUGAACUCCGGAGCGACAUGGUCCUCUUAAUGGAAAUCAAAGGAGCUCUAGCAACGUGUGAAUACGAAUUACAGUCUUUAAGACACCAGUACGAGGCUCUAAAUCCAGGAAAGACAUUGGCCAUUCCUCCGCAAUUGUCAUCAAAUAGUGAAGUCGAAGCUAAAAUUAGCACCAGCGAAAUCAUCGAUGUUGUCGGAUCUCCCGAUACGCCGUCAAAUACCUAGCUAGUAAAAAUAAUGAGAAGCGGCAAGGAGUGUGUGUAUUAUACGUAAAUAUUUUUUAACAUAGUUAAUCGGCGUGAAAAUUAAAUACAUAUUUGGUUGUAAGUAGGAUCUUACAUUUGAUAGUUUGACUUAACGGGUGGCCAAUUAGAAAUGUAUAAACAAAAAUAUGCAUUUGUAGACAGUAAGUUAUACUCUUGAACAAAAAAUAAACGUUGAAGGGCGACAAUAGCUUUUAUUACAUAAGUUCAUGGAUCAAAAUAUAUUAUUUAACAAAAUUUUGGUCCUAUAAUGUCAACAAACUGAAAAGAUCACAUGUUAAGUCACACGCUCAAAUGAUACGGUCCGAAUCUGUGAGACUCAUUAGUUAAGAUUUAAGUAAUAGUAUCAUUGAAUAAUUUUUAUUUCUGCUUUAGUCACAUACUUACAAACUUUUGUUGUUGAAAAAUGUUAAAUAAUAGUUUUUGUCAAUAAAUAUUAUUUUGAA
This is a messenger RNA of Diabrotica balteata, 1919 nucleotides long. The record is from the annotation of a GenBank genome assembly. Lineage: Eukaryota; Metazoa; Arthropoda; Insecta; Coleoptera; Chrysomelidae.